AUGGAACUAAUAGGAAAGGCUGGCAGGUUUUACAGACUCUCCUCAACGGAGAUCGCUGCUCAAAAAGACGACCUGAAGGCUGAAAUUAAGAGACUGUUUGAAGGUCCAGAUGAGGAUGUUUUCUGGAAACCAAACAUUCUCUUGGUGAUGAUCAAGGCCGACGACUUGAGGAGUAAGCUCAAACGGUGGCGGAGGCUGGUGCAGCUCCACCCAAAGGAUAUCAAACUUUACUUGCACAAUCAACCAACAAAGACAUACCAACCCAAUGACGACCUCAUCCGGCCCAUGCUAAACACGCAGGUGAAGGUGAUAGACUUCGACGGUUGUGUGGGCACCUCUGAGGGGGUUACAGCCCUUGGUGCGGUGACGCGAGGAGCCCGCCUCAACCUUUACUUGGCGACGCCCCUUGACCUCACAAAUCUGAGUGGGACGGCAAAGGAACUCGUGGUGUAUACACGACCGCUUCUGCCAGACACCCGCACGUAUGCGCUGCCCGCUAUACCGAGGCCAUGGCUGUGCGUAUAUAUAGAUGGGCCAGUUGAGGAGUCGUGGAAUUCCGUGGCCUACACAAUCACUCAUUUUGCCCCUGCUGGUGAAGUUAAGAGGUUUGAAGAACUUUGGCUGUGUAACAGCAUGAUUCGUCCCGACGAAGUGAACCAGCUGCUGGACUCGCUGCAGGCGGCGAAAGUCAGGACGCACUCAGAGGGCAACACUCGCGCAUCUCCCACUUCCAGCGCAAACCGCGAAAUUUGGCUGCACGUCACCGAAACCAGCAGGGCAAACAGUUAAUUGGUCCGCGAAAGCCAAUGAUCCCAUGCAAUCACGUACAUUUAUCAGUCGUGACAUCUGACAACCCAAAAUUGAUAUUAUCGUGAUGAUGGCUUCAACGAUGAUUGGAAUACGCGAGCCUACCCCUGCAACUUCACCACUACAGAAAUAAAUGUACGCGCGGGAUUACCGCAUCAAAAUCCUCUCUCAGAUUUUGUCUAAUGAAACAGUUCACUUUAGACUCACAUUAUAUGAUGCGAGCAAUAAACUUGUCGCGACGACGAGACCUCUUCAUGAGGAGUCAUGUCCAUACAUAAGUUGGGUUCAUCAAUAGUUGAAACGCUAGGAAUUGUUGCCUGAUUGAAUUCCUGCCAAAUGUCGAGGCUUGUGGUGACUAUUUGGAGCAAGGAAUGCUUUCUGAAAUGGGAUACUAUUGAAUCUAGGGUGCAGUUC
Hyalella azteca is the source of this 1221-nucleotide messenger RNA. RefSeq lists its product as uncharacterized. The coding region runs from base 1 to 789 and encodes 262 amino acids. The transcript has 6 exons. The record is from RefSeq and is a predicted model, not a curated record. NCBI's taxonomy places the organism in Eukaryota, Metazoa, Arthropoda, Malacostraca, Amphipoda, Hyalellidae.